AUGACUCCCCCUCGUGGCAGGAAGCGGAAAGCAUCGAAUGCUUCAUCCACGUUACAAGUGCCCACAGAGCCAAAACGAGGUCGCUCAGCAAGCCCUCGACCGUCGUCGGGCUUCGCUACCCUCAAGAACGCCGUCAGCGGACUGUUUGCAAGCAACACGCCAGACCCAACGAAUCCGGUUCUUAACGGAGCCAGCAUAGCUACCAAACCCAAGCCAGCACUAGGAGACUUCUUCAGAGGCAUUGCCAGUCAGUCUGGUCGCCUGGGUGAGAAUGUUGGGCUGAUCUCUUCCUUCAUUGAUACGGAGCUGUUCAGUGGAGGCUAUGCGGACGACAGGAAGUAUCAGAUGGAGCAAAUCCUACGUCUGGCAGCUUCCUUGCCAGUGGGCUCACAGCAGCUGGAUGAUCUGACGACAAAAUUCAUCAAGCUUCUAUGGAAUAAUUUGGAGCACCCUGCGUUGUCCUUCGAAGGCAACGAGUUCAAAUAUCGCAAAGCGGAUGGCUCGAACAACAACAUUAUGUACCCUCACCUAGGUCAGGCGGGCUCUUUCUAUGCUAGGACUGUGACACCACAGACUCUGCAGCCCGGCGUACUUCCUGACCCGGGCCUGAUCUUCGAUACCGUAUUUGCUCGUCGCGAAGAAGGCGCACGGGAGCAUCCCAACAAGAUUUCUAGCAUGCUGUUCUAUCUGGCAACGAUCAUUAUCCAUGAUUGCUUUCACACCGAUGAGCGAGAUCCUAACAGAGUGCUGACUUCGUCUUACCUGGACUUGGCACCGUUGUAUGGUAGCAGCCUGGAACAGCAGAAGGGAAUCAGGACUCUCAGGAAUGGGCUGCUGAAACCAGACACUUUCGCAGAGAAUAGGGUUCUCGGGUUCCCUCCUGGUGUUGCCGCCAUACUGGUCUGCUUCAACAGGUACCAUAAUUACGUCGCCCUACAGUUGAAGACUAUUAACGAAGGUGGCCGCUUCAAUGAUCCGGCCGAUGACAACGAUACCAAGGCCGUGCUUGCGCUAGACGAGGAACUGUUCCAGACAGCUCGUCUAGUGACGUGUGGUCUAUACAUCAACAUCAUCCUGAUUGAUUAUGUCCGGACUAUACUCAAUCUGAACCGCUCGAACUCGACUUGGACUCUGGACCCACGCAGGACCGAGGAGGUCUACGACAUUGAUGGUACGCCGCGCGGUAUUGGCAAUCAAGUCAGCGUGGAAUUCAACCUGCUAUACCGCUGGCAUUCGGCUAUCAGCAAAAAGGACGAGCAGUGGACAAAAGACAUCUACGAGGAAAUCAUGGGCACAAGUGACUUCGACUCGAUCACGGAGAAAGAUCUGGGCCACAGAUUGCACGCUUGGGUCGCCAAGCAAGGUGAAGAUCCUUCUGCGUGGCUAUUGGACAAUGGCAAGUAUGCUCGAAAUGAACGCGGGUGCUUCGAUGACGAGGAUCUCGUCAAUAUCUUGGCAGAUGCUACAGAGGAUGUGGCCGGUGCUUUUGGUCCCCGAAACGUGCCCGUGGUCAUGAAGCUGAUCGAAACUAUGGGCAUGAAGCAGGCUCGGAAGUGGCACGUCGCUACGCUCAAUGAGCUGCGAUCAUUCUUCAAACUAGAGCCUCACAAAACAUUCAGCGACAUCACGCGCGACGAGGAUACAGCCCAGACGCUAAAGACUCUGUACGGCCAUCCGGACUACGUCGAGAUGUACCCUGGUUUAGUAGCUGAGGAUGCGAAGGAGCCGAUGGAGCCUGGCUCAGGUCUCUGCCCUGGCUACACUAUCUCCCGCGCUAUACUCGCUGAUGCCGUCGCCCUGUCACGUGGAGAUCGGUUCUACACAAUUGACUACACUCCAGCGACACUCACGAACUGGGGCUUCAAUCAGGUCAAGUCGGACCCUGAUGUUGCUCAGGGCUGUUGCUUCUACAAUCUCGUCAUGAGAGCUUUACCAAAUUGGUUUCGUGGCAGCUCCGUGUACGCCAUGUUCCCGUUCACCGUGCCAGAGGAGAACAGGAAGAUCCUAUCGAAGCUUGGUCAGGAGGAGAAUUACAACUUCGAUCGCCCGAGCUUGAUCGGCAUUCCAACAUCCAUCAAGUCAUGGAAAGCUGUCACCUCGAUUUUGCAGGACACCAGUCGCUUUGCUGUUCCAUGGGGACCACAUACUUUCGAUCUCACCGGGCACGACUAUAUGCUCAGCGGUGACAAGAAGUUUAACUUCGAGGAGAAGAAGCAGAUCGGCAAGAAUGUGUAUGGCUCGGAGUAUCCCGUCCUCAGCGACACUAUGAAGGAACGUCUUAAGGAGGUGCAAAAGUUCUACGAGGACCUGACCACGCAACUCGUCACUGUCCGCUCGGAGGUCCUCUUGAAGGACUGGUACCAACUGGAUGCCGUGCGUGACGUUGGCAAUGCAGCACACGCCAUCUUCAACGCAAAGAUGUGGCACAUUCCACUCCGUGGCCCAGAUGACACUAAUCCGCUGGGCGUUACUGUUGAUCAGAUGUAUCUGGCAUUUUCUGUCAUGUUCGCAUACGUCUUUCUGGAUCUCGACACUGCUCGUUCUUUCAAGCUGCGACUUGGCGCGAAGCAGUCCGGCGACCAGAUCGCGAAGCUACUCAAAAUCGUUUGCACAGCUAUUCAAGCCGACAGCUAUCUGCAUGUCAGUGACCUCUUCCGGAUGGGUCAUGCCGGAAAGAUGCUAAGCGAAUUCGGCACGCGCUUGGUUCGACGUCUGUUCGCAGACGGAAGAUCUGUGGACGAGGUGGUAUGGACAAUCAUUCCCACUGCGGCCGCUUCUAUCGCCACACAAGCCCAGCACUUUGGCCAGAUGAUCGAUCUGUAUUUGUCUGACGAGUACUACCAUCACUGGGCGGAUAUCCGAGCAUGUGCCUGGUCUGACUCCGAGGAAGACUUCGAGAAGCUGAAGAAGUACGCUCUGGAAGCGAAUCGUCUCCGCCCUGCAGCUUUCGGCCUCCUGCGCAAGUCGCGCGUUGACAUGACCAUCAGCGACGGUGGCAAGCCCGUCAAGAUUCAGACGGGUGAUACUCUGUACACUGAUUUCGUCUCUGCUGGCAUGGACCCGGAAGUGUUCCCCAAUCCGCUCGAGAUCGACAUCACGCGUGACCACAGUCUGUACGUUCACCACGGCUACGGGGCUCACGAAUGUCUCGGCCGACCUGUCGUUGAGGUGUUCGCCAAGCUCAAGGACCUCAGGCGCGCACCUGGUCCGGCAGGCAAGAUCAAGAGCACAGUACCUCCACCAAAUCCCGUCAGCAGCGAUCCGCACGAUAACCCUGGUCGCAUCGAGGCGUUCAUGAAAGAAGACUGGAGUGAUUGGUGGCCGUUCCCAACAACGCUGAAAGUGCAUCAUUCUGGUUUCUUCGAAAGCCAGUCCGAAUUCCUGAGUGCUGACACGGGAGUGCCGGGCAUGAAAAGUGAUAUUGAAAUGAGCGACAUGGCUGCCAACGGGUUUGGCAGCAAUGGUGUCCGGCCGCCGCACCGGAGCACGAUCAUUAGCACACGCGCGCUGCCUCCCCCGCCGCUGUCCGGCCAUGGCACCCUCAACCACAAUUCGCCGCCUCCUCCGCGAGACUAUCGAGCUCUCCGAUUCAUCCCCGAACCCAACACCCGUCCAUUCCACGCCGCACCCGUAUCCGACGAAGAUCUCCACGAAUGGCAUUUCACCCUACUCGGCCCUCCCGCGCCCUCGCCCUACGCAGGCGGUCUCUACCACGGUCGCAUCACGCUUCCGCCACAAUACCCACUCAAGCCACCCAACUUCCGCUUCCUCACACCUUCCGGCCGCUUCGAAGUGAACCGAGAGAUCUGCCUGAGCAUAUCCGGGUUUCAUGAAGAGACGUGGAUGCCGGCGUGGGGCGUGCGGACUGCGUUGACGGCGCUGCGGACGUUCAUGGCGGAGCCGGGCACGGCGGGGCAGGUGGGCGGGUUGGAGCGCCAGAGCACUGAGGGAAAGACGAAUGAGGAUAUUAUGAAGGAGUGGUGGGAGAGGUGUAGGGAGAAGGGAGUGAAGGUUGACGAGGAGGGCGAGGAUGUGGGUUUGGAGGUGUUGCCGGAGGGCAUGAAUGUUGAGGCGCGGAGUAUGGACAAGGGAAAAGGGAAGGAGGGGCCGCAAUUGGAUGCCAGCAGCCAAACACCCAUCCCGGGCGCACCACAACCACCGACUCAGCAGGGAACCGUAGCACCAAUAGCGCAGCCACAUCCGCAACCACAAUUGUCAAUACAAGGCCAACCACAACAGCAACCGCUACCGCCACCAACGUCGUUACCAGCAUCCUCAUCACCACCAAACACCCAACCCGCCUACUUCUCCACCACUCCAACACCCGAGCAAACUCAGCGCGCCGCCGAAGCACGCCUAACCCCGUCCGACUAUCCUUCCACCGAAGCCGAGCACCAACAACAGCAGCAACGGGCACAACAACGACCGAUGCUUAAUCUGCAUCGCCCACCACUGGCUGCUGCUAGCGCCGCGCUUGCCGAAGCUGCGGCUUUGCAGACUGUCGCUGAUCAUCGGCGGGAAGUCAUGCAGCAACAGCAAGAGCCGCCAACGACUGUGACUAUCGAUCGAGCGAUCGCCGGGGUGUUCUUGAUGCUGGUGCUGAUGGUAUUGAAAAAGAUCUUCUACCAUCAGGCAUGGUGCCGGCGGGAUGGGACGGGGUUGGGGGAGGCGCAGCUGGUGGUGGUGCAGGGGGUUUUGAGCGCGAGUUGUGAUUUUCGUGUGAGGGAGAGCCUUGCGGAAGAUGGGUAA
Messenger RNA from Cyphellophora attinorum, 4749 nucleotides. Its product is annotated as Psi-producing oxygenase A. Gene Ontology annotation, molecular function: monooxygenase activity; heme binding; peroxidase activity. The transcript is spliced from 6 exons. NCBI's taxonomy places the organism in Eukaryota, Fungi, Ascomycota, Eurotiomycetes, Chaetothyriales, Cyphellophoraceae. Bases 1 to 4749 code for a protein of 1582 amino acids. Gene Ontology annotation, biological process: response to oxidative stress. The record is from RefSeq and is a predicted model, not a curated record.